AUGAGAAAUCUCUUUCCAAGCGAAAGCAAGGAAUUCCACAAUCAAACAUCACUCAGCACUGUAACCGAUGAAGAACUUAUUGAUAACUCCGCAUUAAUAAACAAACCAAAAGGCUUUGCCAAAUUUGUAAUUUUUAUUUUAUUCAUUUUAUCAUUUGGAAUCUUACGCCUUAUUGGUCUUGUUCUUGCAUUGUUAGUAUAUAUCUUGUUCAUGAUGCCAGUAAUUCCAUUCCUAGGAACAAGAUUUGUUAAACACUUCACAAAGUACGGUAUUUUUAUUACUCAAUGCUAUAUCCGUGUAUUUGCCUUUUGCUGCGGAAUGUUCUAUAUCAAAGUUGAAGGACAAUUCGAGCCAGACACAAGAAUGUUUUGCUUUAAUCACCAAACUCUCUUUGAUGGUCCACUAAUCUAUAUCUACAAGGUAUUUACUGUCAUUUCUAUGGCUGAAAUGCUCAAAGUUCCAUUGUUUGGCCAAAUUUUGGCAGCUGUUGAUACAGUUUUCAUCGAUAGAACAAAGGCAGCAGGAGCCUCAACAUACAUAACAGAAGCAAUUGAGCAGGAAAAUCGUUAUCCAGUUGCUUUGGCCCCAGAAGGAAAGACCACACAAGGAAAAUUCUUAUUAAAGUUCCAUUCUGGCGGUUUCCUUACAACAAAGCCAUUCCAAACAGUCACUAUCAGAUAUACAACAUACGGAACAUUCGGUCUUGUCGGUUACAAUUGGAAUGUUGGCGGAUUUGGAUCAUUUAUUUACAGAACCCUUUCAAUUCCAUUUGCUACAGUCACAAUUUCGAUUUCCAAGCAACAUACAACAGAAGAAAUCAAGGACAUGAAGCCAGAAGAAAGAGCACUGUUAGCCAACCUCGAAAUCGCCAAUAAACUGGGACUGAAGGCUUCUGAUCGUACAAAUACUGAAGCUGUUAACUUGUUAAAUGAAUACUUAGGAAAGAAAGUGAAAAAAGAUUAA
Trichomonas vaginalis G3 is the source of this 963-nucleotide messenger RNA. Its product is annotated as LPLAT/LPCAT1-like domain-containing protein. Lineage: Eukaryota; Parabasalia; Trichomonadida; Trichomonadidae. The record is from RefSeq and is a predicted model, not a curated record. The transcript has a single exon. Bases 1 to 963 code for a protein of 320 amino acids.